AGUUGGUAGACAUCGACCCCAAGAGCUCUUCUUGAGAGAAGCCAAUCAGAGGUUUUUCCCAGCAGACUGCUGAACAAAGCUGAACUUUUUAGUAUCAUGGACCGUGUUCAGUCCAGUAUGCACACAAGAGGGCGCAGAAACCAUCGCAAAGCCUGUUCCAACGCUGAGGUGGACGACGUCUCUUCAUUCCAGCCUUCUGGGAAUCCCCGUGGCCCUGCUCCUGUAGAUGGAUAUUUACAGGUGACGCAGAUUGACAUGCUGAUGGCAAAUAACAGGGCUGCACACAACACCGAUCUAUAUUCCAACCCACUUCUCAUCGUGCGCAGGGGCCAGGAGUUCUCUGUACAAAUUUCAUUUAAUCGAGCCUACAAUCCUGGAUCAGACAGAUUCCAGCUGGAAUUUCGCAUUGGUGGUAGUCCUCAAAUUGACCAAAAUACAGCAAUCAUUGUGUCCCCCAACCCGAAUGAGAAUACAUCGUGGCAGGGUAGGCUGUUGCAAAAUCCCAGCAGGUCUAUCUUGAUGGGCAUCACCCCAGCAGAAACAUGCAUUGUGGGAAAAUACCGCAUGUAUGUGGUGGUCAUCACUCCUGCAGGCCUUGUGAGGGACAAGGCCACAUCCCAAGAGCUUUACGUUUUGUUCAAUCCCUGGGCUGCCGCCGACUCUGUGUUCAUGCCCAAUCAGAAUGAGCUAGGCGAGUACAUUCUGAAUCAAACAGGGAUCAUAUACAAUGGAGAUAGUAACACCCCAAUCCCCAGACCAUGGAAUUUUGGCCAGUUUGAGAGUGGCAUUCUGGAUGCUUGUCUCCUGGUCAUGGAUGAUGCCACACUUCCCCUGAGUAACAGAGGCGAUCCAGUCAUCGUUUCCCGACAGGCAUCUGCCAGGUUGAAUUCCCCUGACAGAGUGCAUGGGGUCCUGGUGGGAAACUGGAGCAACGAUUUCUCUGAUGGUCGCGCCCCCACCUCAUGGACGGGCAGCGUCGAAAUCCUGAGAAGCUUCGCCGAAAAGAGGCAACCUGUGCGUUACGGGCAGUGCUGGGUGUUUGCCGGAAUCUUCAACACCUUUCUCCGGUGUGUAGGAAUUCCAUCACGGGUCAUCACUAACUUCAAUUCUGCCCACGACCACGGUGGAAGCAUAACUUCGCAUAUAUAUGUUCACAAGAACGGGGACACUGAUGAAAUCCGUACUAUAGACACCAUUUGGAACUACCACUGCUGGAAUGAAGCCUACAUGGCCAGACCGGACCUCCCUGUGGGUUUAGGCGGCUGGCAGGCGGUUGACUCCACCCCCCAAGAGACCAGUGAUGGCAUGUACAGAUGUGGUCCUGCCUCUAUCUAUGCCAUCAAGCAAGGCAUGAUCUAUUAUUCAUAUGAUACACCAUUUGUGUAUUCUGAGGUGGACAGUGAAGUCAUAGUUACUGAGGAGGAGCCCAAUGGAGAUGACGAAGUAGUGAACGUGGAUCAAACCUAUGUUGGAAUACUCAUUCUGACCAAAGGGAUUGGCCAGGAUACCUGGAUGGAUAUUACCGACACGUACAAAUAUCCUUCAGGAAGCACAGAAGAGCAGACGGCUGUCGCUACUGCAGAGAAUUACGGCUCUGCCAGGGACCGAUCAGCUUUACCCAAGGAGGAUGUGGAGAUAAAGGUCCUCGCAGAGAAUGCAGUGAUCGGCAAGGAUUUCAAACUGAACAUUCAGCUCAGGAACUUGGGUCGAUCCCUGUACAACAUUGAUUCUGUCGUCUCUGGCAACGUCAUUUACUACACUGGCGUCCUGGGGCCCAAAAUAAAUGCCAGUGCUUUCAGUGUGAAGUUGGAGCCUUUAAAAACUGUAGUACAAUAUGUGGAAGUCAAGGCCAAAGAGUACAUGAGCAAGCUUCUGGAUCAGGGCAACCUGAGUUUCUUAGUCAUGGCGAAAAUCAAAGAAACGCGACAGGCCAUCAGCGCCCAAAGUGUGGUGACCCUGCAAGGCCCCAAACUCACGAUUGAGGUAAGUGGCAACCUGAAAGUCAAACAGAAGAUGUAUUUUACAGUGAAGUUCACCAACACUCUGAAUUAUCACCUGACAAACAUCACUGUGACAAUGGAAGGCGCAGUUAUCUUUGCAUCCAAAACAAAAACAUACAGCCACCUUGCCUCAAUGUCCUCCUUCACCUGGACUGAGUCCUUCACCCCAACUAAGGAGGGUCAGAACAAAUUGAUUGCCUGUCUGGAUUGUGCCUUGCUGAGGCAGGUGCAUGGCUGGGUGGAUUUUACCAUCAAACCUUAAGAAAGGAGUCUCCUUCCACGGAACAACGACCAAAAUUGUGUGCUGUCAGCUGUGUUUAUUCCUUUAGCUUACUGCUUAUUCUUGUAACUAUUAAAUUUCUGUUUAUGACUGGCUUCUCCCCUUCUAUCCCCUGUUGCCUAGAGUAGGACGGAAAAGAGAAUGGAGAAACCUCACUAAAGGAAAAAGGUAGAACAAAAUUGUAAUUUUCUUGAAGGAUAUUCAGUGGAAAACAUAAUGGAAAUGUAACGAGUUUUUGGAAACAAGCGGCACAUAUCAAUUUAUGACAAGGCUGACUAAUGAUGUAUCACUUCAAUUUCCAUUAAAUGACCAGGUUCCUAUUGUUGAAACAUACCUUUAUAAGAAUGUUGAAUUCUGGCUAAAAGGCCUUGUUAUGUUUCAGGGAACCGCAUGACUGAUUAGUUGAAAAUAACCGAUAAUAUUAACAGGAGGAUUUUCUAAUAAUGACUUUCUUGGGAUUCAUUUUGUCUUUCAAAUAUACUGGAAACUUGAUUUGCAAUAACAUGCAUAAUGGCUUGACUGCAAUUGAUUAAU
Messenger RNA from Paramormyrops kingsleyae, 2814 nucleotides. Its product is annotated as coagulation factor XIII A chain-like. Lineage: Eukaryota; Metazoa; Chordata; Actinopteri; Osteoglossiformes; Mormyridae. Gene Ontology annotation, biological process: peptide cross-linking; blood coagulation, fibrin clot formation. Gene Ontology annotation, molecular function: protein-glutamine gamma-glutamyltransferase activity. The record is from RefSeq and is a predicted model, not a curated record.